Molecule: messenger RNA, 2284 nt
Organism: Jaculus jaculus (lesser Egyptian jerboa)
Lineage: Eukaryota; Metazoa; Chordata; Mammalia; Rodentia; Dipodidae
Gene: Jun
Product: Jun proto-oncogene, AP-1 transcription factor subunit
Exons: 1
Coding region: 870-1877 (335 amino acids)
Biological process (GO): regulation of cell population proliferation; regulation of cell cycle; regulation of transcription by RNA polymerase II
Cellular component (GO): transcription regulator complex
Molecular function (GO): RNA polymerase II cis-regulatory region sequence-specific DNA binding; DNA-binding transcription factor activity, RNA polymerase II-specific; transcription factor binding
Source: RefSeq, a predicted model, not a curated record
GCUGGAUAAGGGUUCAGAGUUGUACUGAGUGUGGCCAGAGCAUCGAGGCGGGAGCUCCGGUCGGGGACUCGGACCAGUCAGCCGGGACGGCCGCGGCGUACCGACUGCAGAGUGCCUUCUUUUCCAUUUCUUCCCUGGACCCCGCGUCCGGGUCGCCCGCGCGGGUGUGGCGGGGAGCGCCCGGAAAAAGAGCCCCUUUUCGCGCCGCCCGCGGAGGAGACCCCGCUGCCCGGACGCUGACAGCCGGCUCUCCUGGAGGACGGCGGAGAGCGGCGGCAUCAGCCAGCAACUUUUCCGGCCCAGAGGACUGAGACUAGCGGCCCAGAACGAACUUUGCAAAGCUCGGCUGCGCCGUGGGCUGCCGCGCGGCGGUCGGGACACGCAGGCAGUCGAGGGAGACGGGAGACCUGCCGGGGCGCGCGGCUGAACUUGGUCGAGCGCUAGCCGUGGCGGCCGGCCGUCCCCUCCCCCUCUCCUCGGAGGAGGGGUCAGUCGUCGGGAGUCGGGAGAACUCCGCGCUGACAGCCUCUAUCUCCGGGAAGCGACUUCGUCCGGCGCUCCCGAGGAGCCGCUGCGCCCCCAGUGCUCCGUGAGUGACCGCGACUUUUCAAAGCCCGGCGGCGCGCGGACUCAACUAGAGUGAGUGCACACGGCGUCUUAACCCCGUGCUCCCCGGAGCGAACUUGGGAGGAGGGCGCAGGGGGAGCACUGCCUGCUGGAGCGCGCGCUCUUGGAGAAACUUUCCUUCUCGCCAAAAGGCCCGGGGGCGCGCGGGUGUCCCCCACCUCCACCUCCCCGGCGCGCUGCUGCGGUCCCGAAACUUGUGCUCACAGCCGAAGCCAGCCCCGCGUGAAGUGCAGGACUGUUCUAUGACUGCAAAGAUGGAGACGACCUUCUACGACGAUGCCCUCAACGCCUCAUUCCUCCAGUCCGAGAGCGGCGCCUACGGCUACAGUAACCCCAAGAUCCUGAAACAGAGCAUGACCCUGAACCUGGCCGACCCGGUGGGCAGCCUGAAGCCGCACCUUCGCGCCAAGAACUCGGACCUCCUCACCUCGCCCGACGUGGGGCUGCUCAAGCUGGCAUCGCCGGAGCUGGAGCGCCUGAUCAUCCAGUCCAGCAACGGGCACAUCACCACCACGCCGACCCCCACCCAGUUCCUGUGUCCCAAGAACGUGACCGACGAGCAGGAGGGCUUCGCCGAGGGCUUCGUGCGGGCCCUGGCCGAACUGCACAGCCAGAACACGCUGCCCAGCGUCACGUCGGCGGCGCAGCCGGUCAGCGGGACGGGUAUGGUGGCCCCCGCGGUGGCCUCGGUGGCGGGCAGCGGCGGCGGCAGCGGCGGCUUCGGGGCCGGCCUGCACAGUGAGCCGCCGGUCUACGCCAACCUCAGCAACUUCAACCCGGGCGCGCUGAGCGGCGGCGGCGGCGGCGGUGGGGCGCCCUCGUACGGCGCGGCCGGCCUGGCGUUUCCCGCGCAGCCCCAGCAGCAGCCCCAGCAGCCGCACCACCUGUCCCAGCAGAUCCCGGUGCAGCACCCGCGCCUGCAAGCCCUGAAGGAAGAGCCGCAGACGGUGCCCGAGAUGCCCGGGGAGACGCCGCCCCUAUCCCCCAUCGACAUGGAGUCCCAGGAGCGGAUCAAGGCGGAGAGGAAGCGCAUGAGGAACCGUAUCGCUGCCUCCAAGUGCCGGAAAAGGAAGCUGGAGAGGAUCGCCCGGCUGGAGGAAAAAGUGAAAACUUUAAAAGCACAGAACUCGGAGCUGGCGUCCACGGCCAACAUGCUUAGGGAACAGGUGGCACAACUUAAACAGAAAGUCAUGAACCACGUUAACAGUGGGUGCCAACUCAUGCUAACGCAGCAGUUGCAAACGUUUUGAGGGGAGACUGUCGGGGCUGAGGGGCAAUGGAGGUAGAAAAAAAUGACACAGAUUUGAGAACUUGACAGGUUGCAACAGAGAGGGGGGAAGAAGUGUCCGAGGACUAAAGCAAAUGGCAUCCAAGUUGGACUGGGUUGCGUCCUGACGGCGCCCCCAGUGUGCUCGAGUGAAAAGGGCUUGGCGCGCCUUGCCUUGGCUGGCUUGGAGCCAGGGAGCAGCCGCCUGCAGGCUGCCCGGCUUUGUGAUCGGGCUGUCCCUGCGCAAACAGAAGGAUAGACUUUUCUUUAACAUUGACCAAGAACUGCAUGGACCUAACAUUCGAUCUCAUUCAGUAUUAAAGGGGGGUGGGGGGAUUACAAACUGCAAUAGAGACUAGAUUGCUUCUGUAGUACUCCUUAAGAACACAA